Messenger RNA from Priapulus caudatus, 427 nucleotides. Its product is annotated as cytospin-A-like. The record is from RefSeq and is a predicted model, not a curated record. NCBI's taxonomy places the organism in Eukaryota, Metazoa, Priapulida, Priapulimorpha, Priapulimorphida, Priapulidae.
GAGUGGGACAAACAGAGCAGCGACAAUCUCAGCGAAAUCUCCGUGACCUCUGUGCUUGCAGGAGCGGAUCUUCCAGAUGGAGGAGACACACUACAGCACGAACGAGGAGCUGCAGGCGACCGUAAACGAGCUCGAGGAAUACCAGGAGACAGUCACCGACCUGGCCGCAGAGAGGCAGCGACUAUGCGAUGAGAAACAGGUGCUGAUGGGGAAUCUCUGCAGCCAGACGGAGAAGCUGGAGAAAUGUCGCGCGUUCGCCGACCACCUCAAGUCCCUCCUCUACGACGAGACGAUCAAGACGAACUUCCCCGAGCGGGAGCGCCACCUGGCGGCGCUUCUCAAGCAGAGCCAGGAGGAGGUGCAGGAGCUGAGAGGAAGCCACGAGGAGGCGACGACGAAGCUGCACCUUGCCACCGAUCGCAACAAG